Molecule: messenger RNA, 506 nt
Organism: Electrophorus electricus (electric eel)
Lineage: Eukaryota; Metazoa; Chordata; Actinopteri; Gymnotiformes; Gymnotidae
Product: bolA-like protein 2
Biological process (GO): intracellular iron ion homeostasis; protein maturation
Cellular component (GO): cytosol; nucleus
Molecular function (GO): 2 iron, 2 sulfur cluster binding
Source: RefSeq, a predicted model, not a curated record
GCCCCUUUUCUUCUCCGGUAGUGAAGAACGUUAAACCGCUUGUUUUUCAGAGACAUGGCAGUUACAGCGGAUCACAUUCGUGAAAAAUUGAUCACCGAAAUCGGUGCUGUACACGUGGACGUAGAGGACACAUCUCCAAACAGAUGUGCUGCAAGUUUUAAGGUCCUUGUUGUUUCUCCUCAAUUUGAAGGAAAGCCCCUGUUGCAAAGGCACCGGCUUGUGAAUAGCUGCCUGGCUAACGAGCUGAAAGAGAUCCAUGCCUUCGAGCAGAAGACCUUGACACCAGAGCAGUGGGAAAAGCAGAAACAUCAGUGACGCGCACGCACACACACAUAGUAUUCACAAUGUGAUAUAUGCCCUUUUAUGUUUUAUUAAUCCAGCAUUUAUUUUUAUUUUCAUUAUACAGCCUUAUACAGACAGUUUAGGUUACUUGGAAAAACACUCCUUCAAUGUAGUUAAAUGGAAAUAUGAUAUUAAUGACAAUAAAGAAAUGUUUCAUUCCCUUA